AUGGUGUUAUGGCAUGGUGCAGGUGCCACAGCCCAACAAAGGGUCGAACAGUGCUCACGGAGAAGUUUGGUAAACAUGAAGCUAAUUAUUCUUAUUGCAUUGUGCGUGGUGAUCGCCACAGCUAAGCCGGCCACUUACACUGACAAAUGGGACAAUAUCAACGUAGACGAAAUUCUUGAAUCCCAACGUCUUAUGAAUGCUUACGUCGAUUGCCUACUUGAUAAAGGUCGCUGUACUCCUGACGGAAAAGCAUUAAAGGAGACUCUUCCUGACGCAUUAGAACAUGAAUGCUCUAAAUGUACGGAGAAACAGAAAAUCGGUUCUGAUAAAGUCAUUAAACAUUUAGUAAACAGACGACCUGAUUUAUGGAAGGAGUUAUCAGUCAAAUAUGAUCCUGAAAACAUAUACCAGGAGAGGUACAAAGACAAAAUUGAAGCCGUCAAAGGCUAA
Messenger RNA from Arctia plantaginis, 450 nucleotides. NCBI's taxonomy places the organism in Eukaryota, Metazoa, Arthropoda, Insecta, Lepidoptera, Erebidae. The record is from the annotation of a GenBank genome assembly.